GCAGAUGUGUCCCCCGUGGUGGCCGGGCUGUUGGGCGCCGCCGUCCUGGUGCURUCGGUGUCGCUGACGGUGUUGGUGUGGACGUGCUGUCACCGGGCGGCCUCCAAAAACCCCCAAACGCCGCCCUACAAAUUCAUCCACAUGCUGAAAGGCAUCAGCAUCUACCCCGAAACCCUGAGCAACAAGAAGAAAAUCCAGCGGAUCCGCCGCGAGAAAAACGGCAAAGACGACAACGGUGACGCCGAGUCCGGCCGUGCCACGACCGCGCCGCAGCUGGAGCAGCUCCCAGUUAAACCCGACUACCCCGAACUAAGCCCGGAUCAAAGCCUAACCCCCGCCGGCAGCAAAACCUCAUCUCCAUCCUCUCCGGGAGAUGAGGAGGAGGCGGCGCUGGGCGAGCUGAGCUUUUGGGUGGAUUACAACUUCCCCAAAAAAGCGCUGGUGGUCGGAAUCCAACGCGCGCGGGGGCUGCCGGCCAUGGACGAGAACUCCCAAAGCUCCGACCCCUACGUCAAAAUGACCAUCCUGCCYGACAAACGGCACCGCGUCAAAACCAGGGUGUUGAGGAAAACCUUGGAGCCGCUGUUUGACGAGACCUUCACCUUUUACGGGAUCCCCUACAGUCACCUGCAGGACCUGGCGCUGCAUUUCCUGGUGUUGAGCUUCGACCGGUUCUCCCGCGAUGAUGUGAUCGGGGAGGUGGUGGUGCCCUUGCUCGGGGUGGAUCCCAGCACUGGAAAGGUGCACAUCACCAGGGAUAUUGUCAAGAGGAACGUGCAGAAAUGCCUGAGCAGGGGCGAGCUGCAGGUGUCCCUGUCCUACCAGCCCGUGGCACAAAGGAUGACUGUGGUGGUGCUCAAAGCCCGGCACUUGCCCCGCAUGGACAUCAGCGGCCUCUCAG
This is a messenger RNA of Malurus melanocephalus (red-backed fairy wren), 901 nucleotides long. It is a transcript of the gene SYT11, whose product is annotated as synaptotagmin 11. Gene Ontology annotation, cellular component: axon; membrane; synapse. Gene Ontology annotation, biological process: regulation of calcium ion-dependent exocytosis; regulation of dopamine secretion; cellular response to calcium ion. Gene Ontology annotation, molecular function: calcium-dependent phospholipid binding; phosphatidylserine binding; calcium ion binding. NCBI's taxonomy places the organism in Eukaryota, Metazoa, Chordata, Aves, Passeriformes, Maluridae. The annotation marks the transcript as partial. The record is from RefSeq and is a predicted model, not a curated record. The transcript is spliced from 2 exons.